Molecule: messenger RNA, 1048 nt
Organism: Solea senegalensis (Senegalese sole)
Lineage: Eukaryota; Metazoa; Chordata; Actinopteri; Pleuronectiformes; Soleidae
Gene: tcta
Product: T cell leukemia translocation altered
Exons: 3
Coding region: 134-439 (101 amino acids)
Source: RefSeq, a predicted model, not a curated record
ACGUCAUUGAAUGUUUCAGAAUGCUACGUAAACGACGCUAUGGCGACAUAUGUAAUACUAACCAACUAACCAAUGCGUUGUUGUUGUUGUUGUUUUAAUUAUCCAGCGGACAGAGAGUGAAUAAUCACAUACAAUGGAGGAAACGUGGGACUUUGAGUUUCUGUCGCGCAUCGCUGACAGCUGCUUGUCGUUUCUCUCCGAGUUUGUGGACGACUGGCUCGCUAACGAUAUGAGAGUGUCGAUAUUCAAAAUCCUGCUCAGCUGGUUAAUUUUUAGCCUUAUCGCGAUUCACUUUGCGUGGAAGGUCUACGGGAACACGGUGAACGAUAUGUAUUAUCGACAAGGGACUGGCCAGAAUGGAGGCACACCUGAAGCAGCACCUCACCUCAGUGGAUGGGGAAGGAAAGCUGGAGAUCCAUUGAAGACUCAUCGAGAUUAGCAGGACGAUGAACUUUGACUUUGGACUUUAUCCAGGUGACAAAUGGACAUUUUACAUUCUUCUGAGACACAGAUUGCUUUAAAAGAUCUGUGGGGGGGACAACCUUUAGUGCAUUCAAGAUGGAUGCACCCUCUGAUGUCUGCCUGGAGUAACAUGUUACCAUGCACACCAACAGUUAUACAACAGCACACUGAUAUACAAACGUAUGUAGUGCUGUUAAAUAUUUAUUUUAGUCUAUUAUCUAAGAACAAACAUGGUGUCGGUGUCCAUUUUAUUUCUUUCAAGGGUCUUCAAAAAUAUUGUUUUGAUAGUAGACAUGGCAUUUUCCAUUCCACAUGGACCACGUGGAAACAAAUAAUUGCACUUGAUUUGAUUUGAUUUCUGUAUGGAACUAAUAAAGUACAGUAUUUUUUAAAAGUUAAGACAUACAGCAUCAAGUGGAUGUAUAUUUUUAAUAAUGGUAUAGCUUAAUUGCAUGUGUGUAUUCAUGAGUAGAGUUUUUUUUAUCAGAAUAUCUUUAUUGUCUUUGUAUAAGUACAAUGAAGGUAGAGCUCUCGGCAAUGCUACUAUGAAAAUAAAAAUAUCACCAAUUUGAUAAUUAUAAAGACA